This is a messenger RNA of Neoarthrinium moseri, 1335 nucleotides long. RefSeq lists its product as uncharacterized. The transcript has 4 exons. The record is from RefSeq and is a predicted model, not a curated record. Bases 1 to 1335 code for a protein of 444 amino acids. Gene Ontology annotation, biological process: carbohydrate metabolic process. Lineage: Eukaryota; Fungi; Ascomycota; Sordariomycetes; Amphisphaeriales; Apiosporaceae. Gene Ontology annotation, molecular function: polygalacturonase activity.
AUGUUGCGCAAGAGUAUUGCCGCUUUCGUUUCUGCAGCGCUGGCAGCGUCGUCACAGGCAGCGUCGCCAAAAGCGACCAGGAGCGAGACCGGCCAAACCUCUAUUGGAAGGCCGGACAUUGAGGCGUAUCCAUUCAACGCGGGCCGCGCACUGCCCGAAUCCCCUGUCCGGACGAAGAAUUGUACAGUCGCAGCUAGUGGAGGGGAUGACGCCGCGGCUAUUCUGCAGGCUUUGCACGACUGCAACAAUGGCGGCACGGUUAUCCUCGACGCCGAGUACACCAUCGGCACUGUUCUCGACUUGACAUUCUUGAAUAGUGUGGACAUUGCACUGACGGGGAAAAUCACCUUUACCGACGACAUCGAGUAUUGGGUCAACAACGAGUUCCACUACGAUUUCCAGAACUCAACAUCAUUUUUUAAGCUCGGUGGGACUGAUGUUAACAUUUAUGGUGGUGGAGUAGGAGUAAUAGAUGGCGCUGGUCAGAAAUGGUGGGAGGAGUUUGCCGUCAACGCUACAUUGCUUAGGCCGAUCCUGUUCGUGACUGAUGGCCUACAUGGUGGCAGUAUUACUGGGAUCAACAUGAUCAACUCCCCCAACUGGUUCAACCUGAUCGCAAACAGCUCCGAUGUCUUGAUCAGUGACAUCACCAUCAACGUCCACAGCACCGGCAAGGUCACAGCUAAAAACACCGAUGGAUGGAAUACGUAUCGAUCGGAUGGGAUUAUAAUUCAGAACUCCGUGAUCAACAAUGGAGAUGACUGCGUGUCAUUCAAACCGAAUAGCACUAACAUUGUCGUCCAAGGUCUGCAAUGCAACGGGAGCCAUGGCAUUUCCGUAGGCUCUUUGGGUCAAUAUGUCGAUCAAUACGACAUCGUCGAGAACAUAUACGUCUAUAACAACUCCAUGUCCAAUGCCAGCGAUGGAGCCCGUAUCAAGGUCUGGCCAGGGAUUAACUCGUACCAGGCGCCGACCCUCAGUGGCGGCGGUGGUGCUGGGUACGUCAAGAACAUCACAUACGAGAAGUACUAUAAUCACAACAACGACUGGGCGAUCGAGGUCAAUCAGUGUUAUGGGCAGUCAAACAAGACCCUAUGCCAGCUAUUUCCUUCCAACAUGACGAUUUCUGACAUUUACUUCCUCGAUUUCUGGGGGACAACAUCCAAGAAGUACGACCCGAAAGUCGGAACACUUGUAUGCUCUUCACCUCAACAAUGCCAAAACAUCAAUGCGCGAAACAUUUCCAUCAAGGGGCCUAGUGGCGCCUCGCCGAAAUGGGUUUGCAGUGGUUUCGAUACCUCAGGCUUAGAAGGUUUUGACUGUGUCUCGUCUUAA